Rattus norvegicus (Norway rat) is the source of this 2094-nucleotide messenger RNA. The record is from RefSeq and is a predicted model, not a curated record. NCBI's taxonomy places the organism in Eukaryota, Metazoa, Chordata, Mammalia, Rodentia, Muridae.
CGAGUCGCUUCGCGCCUCGGGCGGCACCCACUAGUCGGGUCCUAGCAACCGCGCUCCGCCCCUACUGUCUUUGGGCCCCAGCAAUUGGCUGACUCUCUUGAUCUUGGAUCAAGCAUUGGUCAGUGGGGCAGCGCUCUUGGAGAGUACCCACCCUCCCGUGAAGCCGCAGUUCCCAGGCUGGAGGCAGAAAAACGAACACAACAGCGUUAAGGCGGCGCGUGCCAACCGGUCCUUGCAAACCUGUGGGUUGAGACUCGUUGCCUGGCUGGGAAGGGAUCUUCAGGUUGAUCCACACUUGUCCCGUCCCCUCACCCCAGCCCCCAGUUCUAGAAACUGAUUGGACCUUGUGAUGUCUUCCUGAAGCUGCGUGGGUGCCCUUCCCAGGAGCACAGACCCAGUGUCCUCUGGGGAACAGUGGAGAUCGUGUGUUUUUUGAGUUUCUGGCCUUCAUGGAGAUGCCAGGCACAAGAGCGCUCAACUAUAAACCCAGCACUGGGUGGUUGCAAGCCAGAUGUAUUCCUGAAACUCGAUGGCCAGCCAGCCAGUCCAGCCAAAUUGUCAAUCUCGGGGCUGACUGGCCAUGACCUCUAUAAAAGAGCAGGCAGCCAUCAGCCGGCUUCUAAGUUUUUUGCAAGAAUGGGACAACGCUGGCAAAAGCCUACGAACCCAGAUUCUCACCACCUUCAUCGAAACCAACCAAGGCAAGACUGGCCCUGAGUUGGAGCUGGAGUUUUCCCAAGGAGCCAGUUUGUUUCUCAUACGAGUGACCACCUGGCUUAGAAUCAUCUAUAUGACUGGCUUGGAUUUAGAAAUGAUCCUGAGAUCCAUUGGCAUCUUCUUAUCUGCUGUGAGCAGCAAUCGGUACCUGAUAGAAUUUCUUGAGAUUGGCGGUGUCCUAACACUCUUGGAAAUACUUGGCCUAGAGAAGAUCAAGGAAGAGGACAAAAAGGAAUCCAUCAAACUACUUCAGAUUAUUGCAAACACUGGCAGGAAGUACAAGGAGCUCAUCUGUGAGAGCUAUGGUGUGAGAGCCAUAGCAGAAUUUCUGGCAAAGUCUAAAUCAGAAGAGACCCAGGAGGAAGUGCAGGUUCUGCUGGAUACGUUGGUCCAUGGCAAUCCCAAGUACCAGAACCAAGUAUACAAAGGCCUAAUAGCCCUCCUGCCCUGCGGGUCCCCGAAAGCCCAGCAACUGGCCCUGCAGACUCUCAAGACUGCCCAGUCGAUCGUUGGAGCAACACACCCCAGCAUCGUGGACUGCGUGCUGAUGGUCCUGAGCACAGUGCACCUGGAGGUGCAGUAUGAAGCCAUCGAGCUGAUAAAAGACCUGAUCCACUACGACGUGCGCUUGCCUCUGCUCAAGGGCCUCAUAGCCAUGCUCAUCCCUCCAGUCAAGGAAACAUCCAAACUGCAGGCCAGGAUCUUCAGUGACUCUUCGAUUCUCCAGAUCACCACCCAGCUGCCUGUGUUCCUGCAGCAGGCUGCGGCUGCCAAGACUAUUGGGAUCCUGGCACGGAGCGACUUGAACUUGGCGGAGGAGAUGCUGCACCUGCGCGUGAUUCACAGCCUGAUGUCGGCCAUGGGUAACACUGACCACAGCAAUAGCCAGAGGCUGGCCAGCCUCACACUGGAGUACUUCGUGCAGAUGUUCCCGUUGGUGGAGGAACACGUCCGAAACUCCAUGGGGGAAGAACUCUACCAGCUCUUCCUCAGCGAUGCUGAGAUCUUGUAUACAAAAAUAGAUAGCAUUCAAGCGGACAUCUUGGCAGCCAACAAAGUCAAUGUUACCAGAGCGUUAGACAGCUGCGACCACAUCAACAACAGCUGCAUCAGCUUCUCCACCAGCUCUGACGCUUCGAAUCAGGUGGGAGGCAUCAGCGACUUUGAGAAGCUUCAUUCAGAAUCCAGGGAGUGACAGAGCCCCUGUGGCAAACCAGGAAGGCCAAGGUUGUGCCUCGUGGAAGCCUGCCUGUCGGGAGGGUGGCACCGAGAGGACGGUGCCGUUUGGCCCUGGGGAGGAGGCUGAGUAUUAGAAAACGCAGUGGGGAAGGGGGAAGCUAUUUCUGCAGAAGGGUCUAAUAAAAGGUCUUGAUGUUA